ACACUUCAGUCUAGGCUUACUGCUCCUUCCAGCUGCCGAGAUGGAAAACAAGGUAUUCCUGUCGUUUGUCUUCUACAGCACCCUCCUCAUAAUCAAAAUGUACAUUCUGGCUAUAAUCACCGGGCAGAUCCGACUACGGAAAAAAGCUUUUGCCAACCCUGAAGAUGCCAUGAGACAUGGAGGUGUGGAGUUCUAUCGCGAAGACCCCGAUGUGGAGCGCUAUAGGAGAGCUCAUCGCAAUGACAUGGAGAACAUCUACCCGUUCCUUUUCCUUGGUGCCAUCUACUCCUUACUGGAUCCCAACCCAAGCAUCGCCAGGAUCCAUUUCUUAGUUUUCUUCAUUGGCCGCUUAGUACAUACAGCGGCCUAUGUGCUGGCCUUGAAAGCCCCGACACGUUCCCUUGCCUACAGCAUAGCUCAGCUGCCAUGCUUCUCUAUGGCUCUCCAAAUUCUUUUUUCAGUCGCCUCCUACUGGUAGACAAAAGCAUAGCGUGUUCAUACACUACAUGGCCGGAAUACAGUUCAGUAUUGACCAUCAACCUCCUCGAUGCCUUGUGUGCCUUGUUCAUUGGGAAUAUGUAUUUUUGAAACUAUACAUCAGUAUUUUGACUGCAUGUUAUUUCAUGUCGACAGUUUGCGAUGUAGCUUUUAUAUUGUUUGUAUACCAUUGAUGAAGGAGUUGUUUUUUUUUGUUCGAUUUGGGGUCUUAAAGGAGUUGUCUCAGAGUUUUUUUUUUCAGCAGCACCCCUGACCAUAGGCAUGUGUCUGGUACUGCAGCUCAAUACUGAUCAGCAAUACCAGACACAGCCCACGAGCAAGAGUGGUACCGUUUUUUUGUUUUUUACCUUAUUUUCUAGUCUCAGACAACCCCUUUAAGGGAGGGGGGGGGCAUUGUAUAGAAGAUGGAGGGAGUAGACACUUUUUCUUUGGCUGAAUGUCAGAUGUUUUAAAGCUGUCUCCUGAAAUACAAAGACUGAUGUUAUAGGCAUGUCCUUUCUCAGGGGGCAUGUCCUUUAUGCUAUAGCUGUAACUGCUACCGCUUCUAACAGAAGAUACGGCUGGUGAUAGUUGAAGAUUUAAACUGAGCAUGUGCGGCCACCUCAGUGAAGUGGACAAGAAAUAAGAAAAAAGAACAAACAGCAGGUGGCGCUAUACAGAUACAUUUUAUUGAAUAGCUCAGUGGCUACACAAAAUUUUUAAUUGCCUGCAAUAACGAAAAUGUUCAGAUUCAGGUGAUGAUUUGAAAAAGGUAGAAUAUUUUUCAUGGCACAACCCCCUUUAAGGGAGAGCAAACCGCACAUGCGCAGCCACCCUCCAAUUACCACUAUAGUAACUCUAGGGUCUCAUAGUGGUGAAGGAAGGGGUGCACGGCUUGCUUUCCAUUCACUGCUAUGCACGCUCGCUCGGCUAUAUUCAGAACUCCCAUAGCAGUGAAUGGAAAGGAGGCAGCGCAUUGAUGAUGUGCUCUAUGUUAAAGGAUUUCUGCAGUUUGUUUUAACUGAUGAUCUAUC
This is a messenger RNA of Bufo bufo (common toad), 1511 nucleotides long. It is a transcript of the gene PTGES, whose product is annotated as prostaglandin E synthase. Gene Ontology annotation, cellular component: membrane. The transcript is spliced from 3 exons. Gene Ontology annotation, molecular function: prostaglandin-E synthase activity. Bases 41 to 478 code for a protein of 145 amino acids. NCBI's taxonomy places the organism in Eukaryota, Metazoa, Chordata, Amphibia, Anura, Bufonidae. Gene Ontology annotation, biological process: prostaglandin biosynthetic process. The record is from RefSeq and is a predicted model, not a curated record.